UCCGCGCUCUCGUUGCGAUGUGACGUGUUCUUAUUUAUUUAUUUGAAGUAGGCGGAUUUAGUUAACCAAACAACUACUGUAGCAAAGAAUUUAAUAGUGAUUUUGCUUAAACAAAGUUCUAUUGUGGUUUUAUAUCGUCUUGUGAAUCUCGAUGCAAUUGCGGCAAAGAGUAAACAUGUCAAAGAAAGUACAACCUGUAGACACGACAAAUUUGAACAAGUCGAUGAUUGUUGGUAAAUUUGUCGAUUCGAGUCAAGCUGAAGAUCGCAAAAUGAUUCGACUUGUGAAAGAAAGAAGAUUACUGUACGCACGAAAUAAUAUGCCCGUAGCCAGUUAUUACACGCAAGUAAAACGCCUUUGGGAAGAGGUUGCUAAGGAAAUGGGAUGGAUUGUUCCAGAGGUACGUAGAAAAUGGUCACACAUUCGCAAUUCGUAUUCGCGACAUUUAAGAAACGAGAUGCAAGGAGCGCGUACAGGCAAAGGUCGGAUGGUGUCGAGGUGGUAUCUGGCUGACGAGCUUGAGUUCCUUAGAGAACAUAUGGCUACCGAUACGCGAGUUUCUCCUAAUCCUCCAUACGCGCCGACAUUUCUGGAAAUGGAUCUCACAGAAUCAUCAAGCACCGAACAAGUUGACGUCAAACCUUUCAUACAUAACCAAUGGUUUUCAAUGAAUUCACCUCCAACAGGAUAUAAAGAACCAAAAAUUGAACCAUCUUUACACGAUGACAGCUCUAAUUCUCAAGCGUUCGGUCCUGACGAAACAACGUCAUAUUUCCAAUUCUUCCGUGGCAUUUAUAAUGAUUAUCAAGAACUUUCUAAUAAAAAGCAAAGACUUUUUAAACGUCAAUGUUUAAAUUUCCUACACGAUCUACUUGACGAAGAAGAAGAUCAACAAACGUCUACAUAUAACCAGAGUGAUGCUGUUAAUUUGUCGUAUUCAGGACACAGCGAAGAAGAAAGGGAUACGAAAGAAAAUGUUAGCUUUAGUAUAUUACCUUCUGUAUAACUAUGAUAUGUUAAAUUAAAUGCAUAGAUAUUAACCUAUAGAUGGACUGUUUCAUACACGUUUGACGCACAUUUGACGUUUAAUUGCAAGAUUUUUUUUUUGAAAUGUCAGUGUGCGUGACUUUUUUUUUAAUUUAUUAAGGCAUUGGAUAUCGGUGUACUUUAGCUUGUCUUGAAAUUACAAAUGUGAACAUCGAAAUAAAGUGUGCGUGACGU
This is a messenger RNA of Papilio machaon (common yellow swallowtail), 1221 nucleotides long. RefSeq lists its product as uncharacterized. Gene Ontology annotation, cellular component: nucleus; transcription regulator complex. Lineage: Eukaryota; Metazoa; Arthropoda; Insecta; Lepidoptera; Papilionidae. The transcript is spliced from 3 exons. The record is from RefSeq and is a predicted model, not a curated record. The coding region runs from base 152 to 1006 and encodes 284 amino acids. Gene Ontology annotation, biological process: regulation of transcription by RNA polymerase II.